CUGGGGAGACAGAGUUGUUUGUAGUUUUAAGCCCGAGUUCGGUCCCACCACUCUCAGGAGAGGCAAGAGGGAGGGCAGAAGCCUGUAAUGGCCCGCGCUGACAGGGACUGAAUGGGACGACCCACUCCAGGGAGCAUCUGAUGGGAUUAGAACACUCUUUCCAGUUCAUUUUUCCCCACUAAUAAUAACUCCACUCAGUUCGCUCACGGUGUAGCAUCACAGAGGCGAGUGUACAACGAGAAUGACUGCUUUUUGUUAAAGACCUGACUUUGGCAGAUAAAGAAAACCCAGGGAGCUUUCCUAAAGGAUUCCGUUUUGUAAGUUUCCAACAUCAUCCAGAAGUAUUCAAGCUUGUUUAAUAGCAAACAGGAGAGGAGGAGAGAGGAGAAAAAAAUCCUUGUUCCUGGGGUCUUGUUGUAAGCUAGAAUGAGAAUGAGAUGACAGCUGACAUUGUCUUCAGACCCUUCACCUUCCCCCUUCCUGAAACGUUCCGCCUGCUCUUUCUGUGAUUUGGGUUUUGACAGUAAAGAUUUUGCCUUUUUAGGCUUCUCAUCGUCCACACACGUGUACACAUGCAUUCUGAGGGGUCUCCACACUUACAUCUGGAACUGAAAAGUGAAAUCGGACUUUUUCUUUGAUGCACCUCCCAGCCUGAACAGGACUGUGGUCAUCUUUAUUUUUACUCCUACCGACUGUGACUGGGGCGCUUGCAUGUUUCUGUUUUGCAUCUUCUGGUUGCUUUGCAUUUGCUGCUCUCGCUUCACAUUUUCCUGUACCUUCCGCUCAGUGAAACUUGUCUCCUAGUUGCCAGAAGUGUGGACUGAGAUCACACUCAGGAAUUGGGACUGAUUGAAGAUCCAUGACUCUAUGGAGGCACUGGUUAUGCCACAGAGGUUCCGCUUCACUGUCCCCCUCCCAGAGAUGCUUCUCCGGUGAAUUUCCACGCUCAGCCCAAAUCCUCUUGAACCUGCAGCUGACAUGAUGAACAAAGACUCCCGCUUUUCUCGGAAGACGCACGGCAGCUUCUCCACACGCAGGCACUCCUGCAUCGGUUUUGAUGUGGAGAAUGGAUUAUCAGUGGCACGCAGCCCCCUGGAUGCCCAGAGCAGCUCCAGCUCUGGUCUGGUCCUCCAGGCCAACUAUCCUCAUAGUCAGAGACGGGAAUCCUUCCUGUACCGCUCUGACUCUGACUUUGACCUUUCACCUAAAGGUCCCUCCAGGAACCUGUCAUCAGCCAGUGAUCUGGAAGAAAGCUUGAAGCACUGGGAGGUCAACUGGUUGUCGUCUCGACACUCAGAAGACAUGAUUGUCACACCAUUUGCACAGGUCCUCGCCAGCUUGAGGACAGUUCGAAGUAAUUUUGCCCUCAUAACUGGACAGCAAGACAGAGCAGCCAGCAAGACGCGCUCCUCAGGAAGCAACCCACCCUCAAUGUGUAAGACCAGUCUUGCAGAGGAGCCUCACCAGCAGCUGGCCAUAGAGACUCUGGACGAGCUGGACUGGUGUCUGGAUCAACUAGACACGCUGAAAACUCGACACUCUGUCAGCGAGAUGGCUUCCAACAAGUUCAAGAGAAUGCUGAACCGAGAGCUCAGUCAGCUGUCAGAGACCAGCCGCUCUGGGAACCAGGUGUCUGAGUUCAUCUCCAGCACAUUUCUUGAGAAGCCAGAUGACAUGGACAUUAUCUCUCCUCCUACCAAGGAGAAAGACAAAAAGAAACGUCCCAUGUCCCAGAUCAGUGGUGUCAAAAAGGCUACCCACAGCCUUGUUCCCUCCACCAUCCCUCGAUUUGGGGUCAACGCCAGUCAGGAGGAGUUCCUCGCAAAGGAGCUUGAGGAUGUUGACAGAUGGGGACUAGACAUCUUCAAGGUUGCAGAGUACUCUGGAAAACGCCCAUUGACAGUCACAAUGUACACAAUCUUUCAGGAACGUGAUUUGCUGAAAACAUUCAAGAUUCCUGCAGACCAUUUUAUUAACUUCAUGAUGACACUGGAGGAUCAUUACCGCUCUGACGUUUCUUACCAUAACAACAUCCACGCUGCAGAUGUGGUGCAGUCCACGCACGUGCUGCUGUCCACCCCUGCUCUAGAGGCCGUAUUUACUGAUCUGGAGAUACUGGCUGCACUGUUUGCCAGCUCCAUCCAUGAUGUGGAUCAUCCUGGAGUUUCCAACCAGUUUCUCAUCAACACCAACUCUGAGCUGGCCUUGAUGUACAAUGAUCUGUCAGUGCUGGAGAACCAUCACCUGGCUGUGGGUUUUAAGCUUCUGCAGGAAGAUAAGUGUGACAUCUUCCAGAACCUGAGCAAAAAACAGAGACAGUCUCUGCGCAAGAUGGUCAUCGACAUGGUGCUGGCCACUGACAUGUCAAAACACAUGAACCUAUUAGCAGACUUAAAAACCAUGGUGGAGACAAAGAAAGUAACCAAUCUGGGUGUUCUCCUGCUAGACAACUAUUCAGAUCGCAUACAGGUUCUUCAGAACAUGGUGCACUGCGCGGACCUGAGCAAUCCCACCAAACCCCUUGAACUGUACCGUAAGUGGACUGACCGCAUCAUGGUGGAGUUCUUCACUCAGGGAGACAGGGAGAGAGACAAAGGAAUGGAGAUCAGCCCCAUGUGUGACAAACACAACGCCUCCAUAGAGAAGAACCAGGUGGGCUUCAUUGACUACAUCGUCCAUCCGCUCUGGGAGACGUGGGCUGACCUGGUGCACCCUGAUGCUCAGGAGAUCUUGGACACGCUGGAGGACAACAGAGAGUGGUACCAGAGCAUGAUCCCCCGCAGUCCCUCGCCCAGGCCCCACGGCCAGGGAGGGAGGGGCUCUCUGGAGGAAGCCUCAGAACCUGGCGAGGGACCGGGUUCCAUGACAACUGAGAAGUUCCAGUUUGUGCUGACUUUAGAGGAAGAGGGUGAGUCUGACACGGAGGGCUCACCAAGAGAGGAGAAGGGUAGCAGGAGCCUAACCAAACACAGUGGUGCGUUUGAUUCUGGAUCCAUACCGACUCGACGGCUCAACAAGAUCCUCACCAGUGACUCAGGCAGGACAUUUUCUCUGGACUCUGAGAAGGAUAUGGCAGAAGACAGAGAAACAGACCCAGCAGGCCCUUCUGUGGUCCCGCGUUUCAGACUCGGCACAUAGCACCAGCCACAAGCGUCUCCUCCUCAGACCUUCUUUGUUUCACUCAGAUUGAUAUCAGUGCCUUGUCCUCUGUCACUUCACUUCACUUCAAACGGAUGCCAUCCUUCUCCAAGUCUACCCCAACAGGGUGACAGUGUGAAGUUACUGAAGUGCAGAUAUUUGUGUGGAGGGUGAGGAUGGUUCGUUGCACUGAAAAAAACACUGACAGGUUCGAACACUGCUCCAUGAAAGACACAAAACAACUUUCCUACCUGUCUGUUGUCUUCUUUGUUUUCAUAUGAGGACAAGAAGUAAAAGAAAACAGGCUCUACCAGUCAGUCAAAGGUCUAAAACUAAAGACUGAGGUGUUUUCUGAGAAUUUGUGAUGAAACUGAGAAAGUGAUGAAGCACUAUAAAAAAGGUCAUUUCAUAGUUGUUGCCAUGCAGAUUAGAAGGAGAGUGCUAUUCUGCCUGAUUUUUAUCAGGAGGUUGUAGCGUAUUCUUCUCUCUUAUCUCCAUUUAUUCUCUAUUUGAAUAGUAAGUAAAAACAGAACAAAGAGGAAUAAAGUUAUUGGAGUAAAACGACAUGUAUGCAGACUAAUAUGUGUAAUAUGAACUAAAUGUAGCAUGUUUUGAUUGACUACUUCACUGUUACUAUACUGGCACACCAACACUUGUUUUUGUUGAGAUGCAGCGUGCUUUCUGUUGUGUUCAUCAGACAGGUAUAAUGUUUUUUGUUCCCCCCCCCCUUUUUAUAAUCCUAAAGUAGCACAUUUUCUUUCAGAAUUAAGAAACAAAGCCUGCAUCAUAGCUGGGCUGUUCAGGAAUUCCACCCAAAGAGUUUCAGGGAGGGCAGAUGCUGCCUUCUACUGUUGAAAAUACAGAAAUGAUUGUCUGGUACUGAGGCAGAGUUUUCCAUUCAAACUGUAUCAGGAGUUUUCUUGCACAGUUUUUGUUAUUUCUGCUCCUACAAAAUUUUGCAUUCAAGAUGUUUGGCUCAUAAUGAGUUUUUAUGUGGAUUUUAUUACACUGGUAAAGCUCUGUUAGUGAUUUUUAGGGGUUUAAGCAAAAAAUGACAUCUGUUUUAUGACAAAGCGUGAUCAGUACAGAUGUCAAGCAGAAACUACCAAAAAAUGACAAACUUUGAAUACUUUUAGCACUACAUUCACAUCCAUUUUAGUCAGACAUCAGUUCGAUGACUGGGUUUUUAAACGACUCAACAAAUAGGAUCAAUGUAGCUACAAAAACCCAGGGGGUUACCAACGGAGAGUUGCCUAUGCCACAUUUUUCCUCUUUUUUUCCCUCUCACAGGUCAAUAUUUUGCUCUUUGGAGGGAAGCGAUCAAUGCCACCAAACAAGUGCCAAGCAAGCAUGACACAAGUAGUACUGUACUUUCCAUUUUGCCACCGGCUACUUUCCAUCAGCAGCUGAUAAAGCUGGUUGAUUGUAGCGCUUUGUGUGCCAACCGGACCGUAGUGUCUGUGGUCAUUUUGUUCUAACUAAUAUUCAGAUCACUGAAUCUGAUGUUGUCUUAAAACAGUCUUUUUUGUGAUUGAGUGAUUGGGUUGACUUUUUGUUGUUCUUAAAACAGUUGCACUUUGAAUGGUACUUUUACAGUUCUGCACUUCCAGUGCACUUAAACAUGUAUAACAUGACUGUGUUACUGUUUUUGUCUGUUAUAGUUGGUGGUUUAAUUGCAAGGGCUGGACCACUACAUGUGUUAUAGUGUUAAUGGUGUCAUAGGGACUUCUUUGAAGAACUGUAGAAAAAAGAAUUGUGUUAAGUUGAAAUGUGCAACUUUGUCUGAAGGAUUCAAAACACAUGAAGAGCUCAUUAUAGAUUACUUAAGAAUUAGGAUUGUGUUACAUUUGUUUUAUUUUAUUACCAUUUAAAAGAGUAAGUUAUGUUUUAAUGUUUGAAUAAGCUACAAGUUUCUAUUGAAGCCUUAUUGUAAUUUGAUACUUUAUUUUUCUGGUUAAAUAUAUUCUCUGUCUGCAAAUACUGAACAACGCCAAACCCUCCAACUCUCAAGGGUGCCUUCAACACUAAAGACUAUUUAACAUAACUUUAACCAGCACACCAAUAUGCAAUGAUUAUACCUGUCUUCUUUCUUAGUGAUUUUGUAUUUUCCUCUUAGAGAUCCAUGUGCAAUGUAUUUUUUCUGUGCUAGUUGUAAGCACAGUGAGGUGAAUGGACAGUGCCUUUAUAAAGGCUUAUGUGCAUUCAAGUUGAAUGAGACAAACUGUGACUAUUAUUCAGAUUUUGUUUUCUCUCAUUUCUUUUGAAUCUGCUAAUAGUACAACUUUUUUUUUUCUUGCAAAAUCUUUGCUUUUUCUGCAGAUGUGAGUGUGUGACAAGAUAUUCUCCUGUGUUUUCUGAAGCAUCUCAGGCCUGUCUUUCUGUUUGCCCUGAGCUCACCAUAUGGUUUAUGAUAACCAUGCAGUAUUUGUGCUGAUUAGAGACCUCAGUUCACCAUGAAGAUAGAAACAUACAGUAGUCUGUGACCUGUGUUUAUGCACAGAUCAUAAAUUAUAUGAUGAGAUGCUGCAGCUUUGACAAUCCAAACUCUGCUGUUUAACUCUGGGUGUGUUACUCCUCCUCCCGACUACAACUUUCCAAUAAAGACAAAACCUCUUUAAAGACA
This is a messenger RNA of Xiphophorus hellerii (green swordtail), 5761 nucleotides long. RefSeq names its product phosphodiesterase 4C, cAMP-specific a (gene pde4ca). NCBI's taxonomy places the organism in Eukaryota, Metazoa, Chordata, Actinopteri, Cyprinodontiformes, Poeciliidae. The record is from RefSeq and is a predicted model, not a curated record. Bases 979 to 3138 code for a protein of 719 amino acids. The transcript has 16 exons. Gene Ontology annotation, biological process: signal transduction. Gene Ontology annotation, molecular function: 3',5'-cyclic-nucleotide phosphodiesterase activity.